CGAAGUUUGUAACAGCCAUCACAGUCGGUACACGCAACAUGGCUAGAAAAUCUAAGACUCAAGAGAAAUCUACUAAGCAGACGCAGCAACUAGCUAGCACGCAGCCGUCGUCUUCCAAAGGGAUAUCAUUAGACCUACCAAACAUCUCCCCCAAGCGUCAUCUUGAAUGCCGAGUGCUCCUAGAAAAUCAGAUUCUUCUCAUUGACAACUUUCUUUCAGCUGCAGAAUGUAAGGCAGUAGCACAAUUCAUAGAUAACCUGCCUUUGGAGCUUACGCCUCCGAAACGGCGUGGAGAGGCGGUAAGGGUAAAUUACCGUUUCAGUGUUACCUCUCCUGAUUUUGCUCAACGCCUACACGAGCUGCUUGUUCCUCAUCUCCCACUGUUUCCGCCCCCAGCACCAGACAAGAGAUCUGGUACUGCUCUCCCUGCUCGAGAACCACACUCCUUCAACUCCAAUAUACGUUUCUAUAAGUAUACCCCCUCUCAGCACUUUGGGCCUCAUUAUGACGAUUCCGUGCGAGAUGCUAUAACAGGUGCCAAAUCCGAAUGGACCCUCUUGAUCUAUCUAUCUGGGAUCGAGGAUGGCGUACAGGGUGGCGAGACAAUAUUUUACAAGAACGAGAAAUGCAGGCCCAAUGAAACUGCGGUUGCUCCUCUCAAUCGAGGUACAGCUCUCUUGCAUCGGCACGGUCAAGACUGUCUACUGCAUGAAGGUUCAGAAGUGGUCAAGGGAACGAAAUACGUUUUGCGAUCAGAUUUAAUGUUCAAGCCUCAAGCUUAGGAGCUUCAGGAUAAUAAAAAUGUUGCCUUGAAAAGAAAAUGCUUCUCAUAACCGCAUAGUUGAUAACAAUAAUA
This is a messenger RNA of Desarmillaria tabescens, 856 nucleotides long. RefSeq lists its product as uncharacterized. Bases 39 to 782 code for a protein of 247 amino acids. The record is from RefSeq and is a predicted model, not a curated record. The transcript is spliced from 6 exons. NCBI's taxonomy places the organism in Eukaryota, Fungi, Basidiomycota, Agaricomycetes, Agaricales, Physalacriaceae. Gene Ontology annotation, biological process: peptidyl-proline hydroxylation to 4-hydroxy-L-proline. Gene Ontology annotation, cellular component: endoplasmic reticulum. Gene Ontology annotation, molecular function: iron ion binding; L-ascorbic acid binding; procollagen-proline 4-dioxygenase activity.